AUGGGGCAUACUAUGGCAAGUUGGAAAGGGGACUGGGGGUUUGAUGCUUCAAUUCUCGAGAUGGUCGAAAAUGCGAUCCCACCUUAUCUUAUUAGUACCGAGAGGAGCUCUCCCUUCCCUUUUAGGGGCAGUGGCACGGCGGCGAACUCUCCUCGGACUGCAUAUGAACUCUUAAGCUUAGAGUUGAUGCACUUUAUGGAGAAUCAUUUCGAAGAAACUGGAGCACUGCCAGGCAAUGCUGACAUACAACUCGAGGCGUGUCGCAUUAUUUUUGCAUCCGAGGUCUUGUCGUCCAUGGAAGAGCCUGAAGCAAACCCACCUUCAUCUUGGCUACGAGACAUCAUCACUUCAAACCCCAGCCUGUCUCAGCAAGCGCUAUUCGGACCUAUCCGAUCACGACGAGAGAAUAAGCUUUCAUCUCUGGAAAUCAAAGGAAAGAAGAACCUCUUUGAAGGAUGUCCCCUUGAGGCUGAAUUACGCACGCUUGUUGAAACCAAGCAAAUGUUGGGCCAAACGACUAUUGAGAAUGAUGAGCUUCAACACGAGGCUUGUCGAGUAGUCAAGACGAUAGAGACUGUCGCCUCAAAGCAGUCAUAUGAUCUAGUGGCUAAUUGGUUGGUCAAGAUGAUUCUCGAAUCCAGUCACUGGUUAGAUGGCUUUAGGCAACGUAUGCAUCUUCCACCUGCGGAAUCACCAGAAUCGUCGAGCCAGCCGCUAAUACUCUCUGCCGAUGGACUUCUCUGCGAGUCGAGCCAAUGCAUUUUGACAGCUGCCAACAACGAAGGCAAUUCAUCUGCCUUUAUGUCCGAAUCUAGGACUGGCCAACCAUUCUGGACUGAAACAAGUCCUUACAUGCUCAAUGACUCCAAUUUUCACGAGCGCUUGGGAAGGGAAUUGCGUCGUUGGGUAUCUUCCACCAUGUCUCCACGAAACCCUCAAUGUCAUAUCCCAACAGACGAAGAACUGCGGCAUCAAGCACGCUGGAUAGCAUAUGGGGAUGACGACCCAUGGAACCAAACGCAUGCAGAUAACCCCGAAUGGUUAGAAAGAUUCAAGCAGAGCGUCGGUAUUCCCUAA
Messenger RNA from Fusarium falciforme, 1077 nucleotides. Its product is annotated as Homeobox domain-containing protein. The transcript is spliced from 3 exons. The coding region runs from base 1 to 1077 and encodes 358 amino acids. NCBI's taxonomy places the organism in Eukaryota, Fungi, Ascomycota, Sordariomycetes, Hypocreales, Nectriaceae. The record is from RefSeq and is a predicted model, not a curated record.